This is a messenger RNA of Sphaerulina musiva SO2202, 2200 nucleotides long. RefSeq names its product tubulin nucleotide-binding domain-like protein. The record is from RefSeq and is a predicted model, not a curated record. Gene Ontology annotation, cellular component: cytoplasm. The coding region runs from base 1 to 1491 and encodes 496 amino acids. The transcript has 3 exons. Gene Ontology annotation, biological process: mitochondrion distribution. Lineage: Eukaryota; Fungi; Ascomycota; Dothideomycetes; Mycosphaerellales; Mycosphaerellaceae.
AUGCGAGAAAUCGUGACGCUGCAGUUUGGCCAGCAGGCUAACUACCUUGGCACGCACUACUGGAACACUCAGGAAUCCUACUUCACUUACUCCGGCGAGGACGAGUCUCCUGUAGAUCAUGACAUCUCCUUCCGCGCGGGCAUCGGUGCUGAUGGGGCAGAAACCUACACUCCUCGCACACUGCUGUACGAUCUGAAGGGCGCCUUCGGCACUCUCCGACGCGAGAAUGCACUCUACGAACUGCAGAAUCAAGAGGAUCCAGCUCGUCAAGGCCAAUGGACCGGGGUCAGAGAAGCUCUUCACUUACCACGUAUCGCUGCGAGUCCGUAUCAAACCGCACUGGAUGCUGGAGUGCCGCCCCCCAGCUUGAGUACCGACUCCGUUCGCUUCUGGUCUGAUUAUAAUCACAUCUUCUACCACCCUCGAAGCAUCAUUCAGCUGAGCGAAUAUGAGCUUAACAGCGAUCUCAUGCCGUUCGAACUGUGGUCGAAAGGUGAGGAGCUCUUUGCCAAUCUCGAUCGAGAGCAUGAUCUACUAGACCGUGACCUGCGACCCUUCUUGGAAGAAUGCGACCAGUUGCAAGGUAUUCAGCUCUUCUCUACUACAGAUGACGCUUGGGGUGGCUUUGCGUCCAAAUAUCUCGAGCGCGUCAAUGAUGAGCUUGGCAAAGGCUGCCGAUGGCUCUUUGGCCUUUCCGACUCUCAGCGUACCACGCGGGACCGACAGUCACAGCGACUGGCCAAUACUGCGCAAUCUUUGUAUGCCCUCGAUCCCUCCGCAUCGAUACACAUUCCCGUGCAUAACCUACCGCCACACCUACCGAGUUAUGUCUCGCUGGACGCGUUCAGUCAAUGGAGCACAUCGGCUUUACAGGCGGCGGCCAUUGAAUCAACAACUUUGCCAACUCGUUUACGGUCUGCACAGUCAGGACGAGCAACGUUCGAUACUCUCGAAACGACUUUGAAUGGCGACGGAAACCGUCGUAUCGCCGGCCUAUCUUUGUCAGCGAGCGUCACUUCUCUUACGAGCGAAAUCCUCGACAUCGACUUCUUCCCGCAUGUAUCCGCAUCUUCUGCAUCCGAAUCUCGGCGACAAUCCAGAACUUCAAAUCCCCAGAUCUUCAGCAAAGUAUCCACAAUACGAAGUGAGACAGCAAGUGACCACGACGACGGCCAAGAUACAACAGAGACACGACGCCGUCAGUAUGGUGGUCCCCGAACGUCCAAGUUUAUGACCGCUCUUCUCUUUCCGAUGCUAUCUUCUUACCCCACGAGCGUCUUACACUUUCCCGGUAGGCCGCAGAAAGUCGCGGUCAAGACUGCACUCCAAACUUCGAGCCAGAUAUCUGAAAGACUGCGUGCCAUUGGUAAUGUUGCGUCCCGAAUGACAUCUGUUGAUGAGCGUGAGGCUCUUUGUGAUGGUUUGGCUGCUAUGGCUGAUGAAUAUGAAGAGGGGUGGAUGAGUGAUAGCGAAGACGACGAUGAUGAAUGAAGGUGAUAAUGUCUGGAAACGAUUGUUGAAUACGGGAGACUAUGAAAAUUAUAGAUCAAGCAGGCUACGGAAUGUUUUAGCCAGGGAGGUGGAUCGCAUGCGAUGGGAACGGUAUCGGUGAAUGCGGAGGUGGAGGGGAGAUUGUUGGGCCAACGAGGGCACGAGGGAACUGCCGCCCGAGUCGAUGACAGCGGAGCUUCGCGGAGACUGAAUCGCAAGAGAGAAUUCCCAAAAAGUUUUUCCAGGCCCGCCAAUCUCGCCAUUGAACAAAAACAGAACAGACCAGAGGGAACCCCGUCUGCCGCUCGACGCCUAGCUUUUCAAAAGCCAGUAAGCAUAAAGUAGUGCCCGAGAAACCCAAGGACCACACUUGCUCCUACCAAUUUCGAGCCGGGACCAAACCACCACGCGCAGCUCUCCGGUCGCUCGAGAUCCACCAGAUAGAGCAUUCCAAACAGCGACAACGCAGCACCACCGCACCCGUUCGAAAAGUAUGACCAGCUGAGGUCACAGAGAUACCCAGUGGCCACAAGCAAACCAACCUGAAUGGUGCUCAGCACUCCAAGCCCCAACUUUGUCCUCUCGCCGAGCCUAACAGCCAAAGAUUUCACACCCGCCUUGAUAUCGUCUUUGAUAUCCUGGUGCGCAUACACUGUAUCGAAGAUGAUGGUCCAUAGCGUGUUUGCACCAUACAAACACAACGCUCCCC